Messenger RNA from Asterias rubens (European starfish), 6193 nucleotides. Its product is annotated as gamma-tubulin complex component 6-like. Gene Ontology annotation, biological process: spindle assembly; mitotic cell cycle; cytoplasmic microtubule organization. The transcript is spliced from 28 exons. NCBI's taxonomy places the organism in Eukaryota, Metazoa, Echinodermata, Asteroidea, Forcipulatida, Asteriidae. The coding region runs from base 167 to 5719 and encodes 1850 amino acids. Gene Ontology annotation, molecular function: gamma-tubulin binding; microtubule minus-end binding. Gene Ontology annotation, cellular component: spindle pole; equatorial microtubule organizing center; gamma-tubulin complex. The record is from RefSeq and is a predicted model, not a curated record.
UGACAGGCUAAGCAAGGACCAGAGAUCAAUGGAUGAUGAUCAGAGUGUCUUUACUUUCUAUAAAGCGAUAAUGCCGCAGUCAACAACAACAACAACACAUCUAACGAUUCACCAUAUUGUGUCUGGAUGAUUUAUUGUCUUUAUAUCAAUAAUCUCCUGUGCGGCAAUGGACUCCAUCUCUGGACUCUUCAAUCAGCUGGUUGACAAACACAUCAAUAAAGAACAACUACAAUCUCGACUCAAUCCAUCCAACACCACACUAGCCAAGCUUCGUCAAGCUCUACGUACCUCUCUCUAUACAACGCUCUUCUCUCAUCUAAACGGCCCUCUCCAGCAAGACGAUGUCAUUGGGGAUUCCCCUGAGUGUGUUUGGAAUGUUGUUGAGGAUUGUGAUGCAGUCACUGGAACCAAAGAGCAACUUCUUCAGGUUGUCUUUGAGAUGCGGCAGCAGCGGAAAUACGACAAAGCGCACAAACUUGAGAGACUUCUGUCAUCCUUACCAGAUGUAGACAAUGGCAAUCACUCUGAGCUGAAGGCUGCGAUACAGCUGCUUCUGACUCUGGCUGGUACCUGCCCUAAAAAGAACAAGGAUCUCCCUGGUGGUUACCAGGAACCAGACCUACCACUAGUGGAUGUGAAGAAUAAGGGUGAUCGUUCUGUUGUUUUACCAAGAGGACCCCGUUACCAUGGUGACAGCUGUCAUGUUUAUCAUCAAGGUUACCAAGGCUACAUCCAUUACCCCAGGGAGCUUUUUGAGGGAAAACAACUUCCACUUGUGAAGACAAAUGGGGAGGAUGCUGAAGAUGGUUACCACAGAAUCCUUGAGAAAAAGCUCUUUGAAGUUGAGCCGGGGAAGGAUCUUCUUGGCAAUGGCCUGUUUUCUCUGAAAGGUCUUCUUGAUGGUGAGCAUGAGAAGCAUACAAGAGAGACACUUUUUACUGGAUUGACGCACAGUAAGACCAGACAGCUCAACAUCAAGCUAAGCUUCCCUGAGCUUCCAGAUACUACCAACCAAGACCUACUGGGGCUGAAUAUACCAAACUUAUCAGAGCCGUCUGAUGAUGAAGGAUUCCAUGAAGCUUCCUCCUCCGUCUCUACCCCUGCCACUGAGGCAUCUAUCAAACCAGAGGAAGAUGAGGAGAAUAUAUGGCACUUAGCUCUACAGUACCAACCCAAUCAGCACUAUACAUGGGAGACAUUAGGCUGCCGACCACAAGUUACAGAGAGACCUUACCUAACCGAAGCAGGUUCCAAAGUAUUCGAUGAGAUGUACAGACUCCGAUGCCAGGAGGCCUCGGUUCUUGAUGCGUCGUUGCAGCGCCCUCUUGUGAUUCUACCCAAUCAGGAUCAGCUGGUGCGGGACAGUCUGAAUGUGCUCCUCAGCGUUCAAUCAGAAACAUUCAUGCUAAAUAAGGAAGCCCAGUGCUUUGUCAUCAAUCCUGACAUCUGCCUCACUGGAACCACCCCAGGCAGCCUUCAUCGACUCCUUGGAGAACUCGCUCAAGCCGGCACAGACCACCAUAGACUUACCAUCUUUGCCCAACAGAGGGUGCUAGACUCCACCUACACUGGUGGUCUGGUUCUCCAGGCGUUUACCAGCAGCAUCAGAAGAUUCAUGCACUAUUACCAAGCUGUCGUACAGAGGGCGCCGUCUUGUGAUGGAAAAUUGACAGUGUUGAUGAUUAGAGCUAUGUACGGCAAGAUGAUGAAGCAGCUGAGAUACUUGGCCAGUCUGUGUCGUUCCAACCAACGUCUGAGCACCAAGCCAGGUGACCCUGGGGAUUCAUUUCCCCUGGGUAUUCGUCUCCUAUCAUACCUCUAUGAGGAAGCACUGGACUGCAGUCUUCAAGAUAGAUACCAGCUUGUCUUAUCACUGCUUAGAAGUAGCUGCGGACCUUACUUAAUGUUUAUCCAGGACUGGGUCUUCCACGGAAUCUGUCGUGAUCUGUUUGGAGAAUUCUUGAUCAAAGUCAGUGAUGAAUAUCUACAUUAUAGAGAUAAACAUUACUGGACGCAGGGUUUUGUGCUGGCGUCUCGUAACACAGAGGACAGUGUACCUUUAUUCUUGAAGGAUCUCGCAUAUGACAUCUAUGUAUGCGGAAAAUCACUCAAUUUAAUCAGGCUUUGCUGUCCAGAGCAUUUUUUGUGUAACCCCGGCGUGUCCAUACCUCGGAUUAAUCUGACGUUUUCUGCUGAGGAGUUAGAGGAUUCUGCUGAGAGGACGAGAGUUUACGUCGGUCACAUGCGGGCCCUCGCAAGACAAAAAACAGUCUCAAGACGAGAAAAGGAGCUUUUGGAGUUGGAGACCAGGCGGGAGUUGAUGACCAAAGCCAGGAAAGCUGCAGCAGAUGAACUCAAGAAAAUAAUAGAUGCGAUGCAGGAACAGCGUGUUGCAGAAGACUCUAAGAAGAGAGAAGCGUUCAAGGAGUUUAAAGACCAAAUGCAGAGAGAUCUUGUGCGUCGGGCUUUUGCUGAAGAGACAGAGAAGCAAGAAGAUAUUGAAAGAAUUGAAGCAGUGACUAAGAGAGAGACAGGGGAGGCUAAAGCGCAGUAUGAUCUGGAACAGAAAGUCAGGGAAGAGUUGAUUGAGUACUACGCUGGCCUGACAGAGGAAGCCUCAGCUAGGGAGCAAAGAGCACUGUGGCGUGUUCGACGCCAUCAACUAGACCAGGCACGGGUGGAAUUCAUCCAGCAAGAGGAGACGAGACUCCAACAGGAGCUUGUGUUAAAACAACAAGGCAGUGUCCCACUCAGCGGCUCAGAGGACACAUUAAAGACUUCAGAGGUCGUUCAGGGGUCAGAGAGCGUAGCGGGUCAAUCGGUUGUGUCUGGAGGGACUGAAGAUCAGGAUGAUGGAAGACCUGAUGGGAGUCAGAUUCCUUCAGCCGUACCUGAACAGGAUGCCCAACAGGGCUCCCAAGUAUCGGAGAGAUCCUCGGAGAUGAAGCUAGCUACUGGUAGACAGCACUUGCCUACAGUCAAGCAAAUAGGAGAGCCAGAACCGGAGUUGCUGAUUUCAGUCGGAAGUGACUUCUUAGGAACAGGAGAACUUCCAAACCAAGACAUUGAGGCUACAUUGCAGAUGAUCGCUGGUGGAGGCAGUGGUGCUGAUCUUCAAGCUAAGGCUGAUGCUAAGAAUCCUACCACACAUCGCUACCUGAUUUCAGACUUUCUACCCAAGGAGCAUGUUGAGGAUGAUGGGUUAGAACAGGCGUCAUCGAUUGGUGCAGAUGUCGAUGAUGUCUUGAUCCAGAUCGGUUCAAGUCUACCAACAGAAGCUGAAAAUUCACAAGCUGCGCUGCCUCAAGACUCUCAUAUAAUAGAUGAAAUGCUUGGAGUCCCGACUGUCUCACCUUCCAUUGGACAUCCCUCCAAUUCAACUGUUGGUGGCAUUCUGUAUUCCCCUAAUACACCAGUGGAGCAGUCCGUUCCUGAAUCUUCAACUGCGCUUGGACAUCCAUCUGACUCUAAUUUGGGGGGAAGCGGUGAGGUGACUGGAGGGGACUUGAGAAAAGUGGUGAAGAGUACAUACGGGCACGCUGGGGACUCGUCACUAGGAGAUUUCCUCUAUCCUAAAGGAACUGAUUCUCAGGUCUUGGUAAACCCAUCUGGGCAAAUAGAUUCUUCUUCAAGUCAAAAACCUUCGCUACCAGUUGCCUUGUUGCCCUCUGCCCCUGUAACAUCAGUGGAAUCUCCUGUCUUAUUACCUUCAGAGGCUGGUAGCAGACCAUCGGACUUGAACUUGAGGGGUGGUCACAUUGCUAAAAGUGCAUUUGGACAUGCUGGUGAUUCUUCAUUAGGGGAUGCUCUGUACCCCAAAAGUGCCUUGUUGCCAUCCACCCCUGUAGCACCAGUGGAACCUCCUCUCUUAUCACCUUCAGAUGCAGAUAGCAGACCAUCCGACUUGAACUUGAGGGGUGGUCACAUUGCUAAAAGUGCAUUCGGACAUGUUGGGGAUUCAUCAUUAGGGGAUGUGCUGUACCCCAAAGAAAACCUGGGACAGGAUUCUAACUCCACGGAAAAUGUUUCUUCCACAGAAGCUAGUAACUUGGUCAAGGACCGGGCUAUCCUUGGUAUACCCACUACCGGGGCACACCCUAGCGAUUCACAUCUUGGGGAUAUGCUUUACCCUGCAGCUGUACAGCAACAAACCCACCAGACACCAGGGGCAUCAAAGGCGUCCAACACCUCACAGUCUGUCAGCCAAUCACAUUACAUUAAGCACAACAUCAUCUCUGGAGUCUCGCAGGUUGGAUCAAUAGAGGGCGCUGUUAUCUUUAGACCUCCGAUUGCCCAUUCCUCGGAUUCAUCCAUACAGUCAAUGCUCUACCCCGAUGAGAAAAACAUUGUUUAUAAGCAGUUGGGAGACGGCAGAGAAACCAAAAUGACAGUCGUGGCUCAUGGUCAUCACCCGUCGGACUCAACGGCACAGAGGUUCAUGUAUGGUGGGAUUGGUCAGCAGAAGGGAGGACAGACUAAGACAGAUGGUGGGGAGUCAACGGAGGAUCGGUCGGUUGUUGUCUGGUUGGCUGAGGGAGUUGAACCAUUGCAGGACAACUUUGAUAUUCUUGACAAGCCCCCAAUGCCUGACCUCUUAUCCAACACUGGCUUCAUGCCGUUAUCAACGGAGGUUGGAGACUAUGGUUUACAAGCGUUGGAGUCAGACAGUAUGGAAGCAGUGGAACACCAAUCACUUCCAAUCAUCAUGAAGAGAUCGGUUACAGCACCGCUGCUUGCUCAGAUCAGUUUAGUAAAUAAAGGAAUCUUGGACUACUUCAUAGUGGAGUUGGGGAUCGGCAAACACUUUGAGACACUCAGGAGUUUCCUCUUUCUUGAAGAUGGAGAAUUUGGACUCUCCCUCUGUGAUCAGCUAUUCGAUAAGCUUGCCCAAGGUAUGAGGCCUCCCGAGUUACUGACACCCAUGGUGCUGAACCAGCUUCUGGCAAGGGCCGUUCAGUACUCAACGAAUAGUGAAUCCAAGUACGCUAACAACCUUGGAUUUAGUCUAAAGUAUCUUCCACAUCACUUCAAGCCAAACGCUAUUGAUACCUUUGAUUGUUUGGAAUUACGAUACAAGGUUGAGUGGCCGUGUAAUAUCGUCAUCACAGAUACGUGUUUAGCCAAAUACAACAAGGUGUUCUCCUUCUUGGUGCAGCUGAAACGAACAUCUUGGGUCUUGAGAGAUAUUUACUUCCAUCUCAAGAGACAUGGUAUGGUGAACCAUGCUGGUAAUUCCCCCCAGUUCCGACAGUUGCAGCUAUUUAGGCAUGAGAUGCAGCACUUUGUGAACGUGAUGCAGGGAUAUGUCGUCAAUCAAAUCAUCCAUGUUACUUGGGAGGAAUUCCAGAGACAACUCAAGACUGAGGUUCACAAUCUGGAUGACCUUCAUCAGAAGCAUGCCGACUAUCUCAACAAAGCAGUGUUCAGGUGUCUCCUAAACAAGAAAGCUGCCCCCGUCAUGAAGAUUAUCACAGACAUCUUAUGUCUGAUUCUCAAGGUGCGCACACAGCUUGUCUCAGCAUCUUGGGUCUUUGAUAAGGAGAAGAAGCAAGCAUCUCAUCCUGGCUUCCACAACAUCAGGAUGUCUUUCCUUGCAUUUAAGGAGUACUCGGGAUUCCUCUAUAAAGUGGUUGCUAAGCUGGUUACCCGUGGUUACCAGCCCCACCUGGAGGAGUUUAUGUUGAGACUCAACUUCAAUGAUUUCUACCAAGAAACCUAAAAAGAGAAAUGAGAGAAACUGAAGACUCAAGAAGUUUAGAACUCCACAACUUUCCGUCUUUACAUCUGAAUAUUGGGUUUUUUUUAGGGGCAUACGCCUACAUCAUCUUCAACAAAGCUCCAAACUGACACUGGACUGUAGGCCUGAGGCCAGUGCUUUAAGCGUAGGGCCAGUAAACUCAAGACUGGAGAAGCCCUGCGGUUUUGUGGAUAUUGACAUCAAAAUCAGGCUCUGUUAAACAUUCAUGAUUUCAUUUUAUUCAAGAAUUAAUUGCAUAGGGUCUAAAGAAUAAUGUAUGAAAUGUAUUUAUUUUUUUGGUUAAACAUGUUAUGCUUGAUGAUUUCUGUUGCCAGAAGGCUACAUAAGUUGGAUUCAAACCCAUAACCUCUGGUAUUCUAGAGCACAUGCAUUAAAGGAUUUGGAUACUUUUUCUAACACAAAACACAAUGUCCACAGAUUUACAUUAAACUUAAU